Fonticula alba is the source of this 933-nucleotide messenger RNA. RefSeq lists its product as hypothetical. The record is from RefSeq and is a predicted model, not a curated record. NCBI's taxonomy places the organism in Eukaryota, Rotosphaerida, Fonticulaceae. The coding region runs from base 1 to 933 and encodes 310 amino acids. Gene Ontology annotation, molecular function: glycosyltransferase activity. The transcript is spliced from 3 exons.
AUGAUGAACAUCCUGCGCGACAUCGGCAUGCGCUGCGAGGACAUCUGGCCCCCGGCCGUGGACAUCCAGCAGUUCAGCCCGUCCUACUAUGACCAUGACCUGCGCUCGAAGUUCACCUUCGGCAACCCGGACAAGCCCCUGGUCAUCUACAUUGGCCGUGUGGCCCCGGAGAAGAACAUGGACGCCCUGAACCGCAUCCUCGAGCGCUUCCCCGAUGCCUACCUCGCCAUCAUCGGCAAGGGCCCGGAUGCCCCCAAGUGGGCCCGCCUGCAUGGCAAGGAGAACCGCAUCUUCUGCACCAAUGCCCACUACCAUGGCGAGACCCUGAGCAAGGCCUUCGCCGUGGCCGAUGUCUUCGUCCUCCCUUCGGAGUUCGAGACCCUGGGCAAUGUGGUCCUCGAGUCCAUGGCCUCCGGUGUGCCGGUGGUUGGCUGCAAUGCCGGCGGCAUCCCCCACAUGCUCUCCAACGAGAAGACCGGCCUGCUCUUCGAGCCAGGCGACCUGGACGGCAUGUGCGAGGCCGUGGGCCGGAUCAUCUAUGAUCGCGAGCUCCGUGAGCGCUUCAAGCAGGCCGGCCUCGAGUACACCUCCAACAAGAGCUGGCGCCAUGCCUCCGAGUAUGUGGUCGCCCUCUAUGAGAAGUGCAUCCGUCGCCAUGGGAAGCUGGUCCCCGGGGUGAACGCCCCGCCGGAGCCGGUGUACGACGUCGGCCCCAUCUUCGUGGACCCGAUGAUCGGCGUGGCCCCGCGCCCCGGCAGCGAGGGCGCCCGCAUCGACGCCCUGGCCAGCGCCGGCACCGCGUCCACCGUGGUGGACACUCGCAGCGGCGGCCCCUUCGGCAUGCGGUCCAUGCUCCCCUGGCUGCUGAGUGUCAUGUUCGGUGUGCUGGUCUUCGUCUUUGUCCGCUUCAACCAGGCCUCCAACAACCCGUAG